AUACGAGGAGAGAAGAGAGUGAAUUGUUGAUGUGUCUGUGUUUAAUUAAACGCGAAGAGCGAAAGCAAAUGAACACAAAUUUGUUGAGAAAAGAUAACGAAGUGAACUAAGCAAACGUCAUUUAACACCAAGCAAGCAUUUUGGACACACAAAUGCACUUUGAAUGAAACCAGUUUAUCAGACUCGUGCGCAUUCAGAUAAACUCCACCUUUCAAGAGCCUUUUGCCAACCCAAAAGUGAAAAAAAAACUGAUCACAAGCAACUCAACUUUGAAGCAGACAAGUUAGUCAAAGUGAAAGUCAGCCGUGUUUUCAGAUCGUCUUUUAGUUCAGUGUAUUUUCAAGAAAAUUUCAAGUGAUUUUUGUUUUUUUUUCUCGUCUUCUUCUUCUCCUUCUCAUCUUAAUCAUCUUCUCCUUCGUUGUUGUUGUUGUGUAAAAUGGACAUUUUCCAGUGAAUUUUGUUGUAAAAAUAUUCUAGUGUCAAUUUAAGCAUGAGUUCUCAUCACCACAGUUAUUCAGCAAUCCGUUCAUCUUACCCAGGAACUCAAUCAGCCCAUGAAGCCUUUGCUCAAGCACAGGCUCCAAUUGGAGAUUAUCCUUUUCCACCAAUGAACAAUUCUUAUACACAUCACACUGGACACUCUUAUAUGAACUCGUAUCCAUCCAACAUCACCUCAUUUCCAGCCUGUCCAACACCUCCAAGAGACGAGAAACCAACAUUGGAGGAAAUAUCUCGUGUAAAUGGUAAAAAUAAAAAAAACCGGAAACCUCGUACAAUUUAUUCAAGUAUUCAACUUCAACAGCUUAACAGACGAUUUCAAAGGACACAGUAUUUAGCUUUACCCGAAAGAGCUGAGUUAGCAGCAUCACUAGGAUUGACUCAAACACAGGUUAAAAUAUGGCUACAAAAUAAACGUUCAAAAAACAAGAAAAUGCAAAAAGCUCAGGAAGCUGUGAAUGGAGGUGGACAAGUGAAUGGUUCACAAGGUGUUGCCUGUGGUACUGGUGGUGGUCGACGAGGUCGAGGAGGUAAUCAAGGUCAAGGGCAGAAUCAAUCGCAGCAACAGCAACAAGCACAACAACAGGCCCAACAUCAGCAGCAGCAACAGCAGCAGCAACAACACCAACAACAACAACACCAACAGCACCAACAACAACAGCAACAAGCUCAAGUCCAACAAACUCUUUCAAAUCAACAGCAAUCACUUGAUACUCAACCAGGAGUUGGUCUAUCCUCGGGUUCACCUUUCAUCAAAGGUGAAGGUUACAUUCCUCAACAUUCCCCUGAGGUACCAAGUGAAAGCCAUACACCAUUACAUUCAUCACUUGGUCCAAAUCCGGGUUCCAAUGGUGUCAACUCAAAUGGCCCUGGUGCACCUGUUAAUAGUAUCGGUAAUGCAAACCUAGGAAACUCCCUUGUAUCCUCGAUAGUCUCCUCUUCAUCUUCUUCUUCCUCUUCCUCAACAGCCUCUGGUCCUGUUCUUACUCGUUCCCCGGUUCUUCCGGUUUACUCUGAAUCACCACUUAACUCAUCACAAACGAUUGCUCGAAGUUCACCUGGAACCAUUCAUUCACCUUCCCACACUCCCAACCAAUGGUCCUCAAUGGGUCAGAUAACACCAAAACAAGAGAUCGGUCUUGGCCUGGGUUCCUCAUCGUCCUCCUCAUCGUCAACCUCUUCCUCUUCUGUGGGUGGAGGCAGUGCACUAGGUAACACUGGACAUCCUCCUUAUCCACCUCCACAUCCAUCAAUGUACAGCAAUAGUUACGUCAGCCCUUACAGUUGGUACCAUCAUGACCCUCAAUCCAUCAACCCUCAACUUUAUUAACUUCACCAACAUAAAUCGCCGAUAAAAAAGAAAAGCGCAACAAACGCAAGACAAAAAAAACGAUUCAUUCAUUUCCACAAAUUCAAUUAACACAAAAAUCAUCUUUCAUUUAACUGAUCAAUCAACAGCAUAACUUUAUUAUACAAAAAAAGACGAUACAAAAAAAACACAAAAAAUUAAAUAAUUGUAGGUUUUAAUGUUGUCAAGUUAAAUGCAUUAAAGUUUAAUUAAUCAUUAAAUGAUAAA
Tetranychus urticae (two-spotted spider mite) is the source of this 2074-nucleotide messenger RNA. RefSeq lists its product as uncharacterized. The record is from RefSeq and is a predicted model, not a curated record. NCBI's taxonomy places the organism in Eukaryota, Metazoa, Arthropoda, Arachnida, Trombidiformes, Tetranychidae. Gene Ontology annotation, molecular function: DNA-binding transcription factor activity, RNA polymerase II-specific; RNA polymerase II cis-regulatory region sequence-specific DNA binding. Gene Ontology annotation, biological process: regulation of transcription by RNA polymerase II.